Cornus florida is the source of this 4301-nucleotide messenger RNA. RefSeq names its product protein MEI2-like 4. Lineage: Eukaryota; Viridiplantae; Streptophyta; Magnoliopsida; Cornales; Cornaceae. The transcript has 14 exons. Bases 850 to 3711 code for a protein of 953 amino acids. The record is from RefSeq and is a predicted model, not a curated record. Gene Ontology annotation, molecular function: RNA binding.
GGUUGGACAAUGCCAGCGUGUCACGGAAAACAAAGAGAAGCGGAGUUUUGUUUGUCUGCACUGAGACCAUACGAACAUCACGGUUUAGCACAAACGCUGUUAUACAGUUAACGGCGACCAAGCUCAAGCGCUCAACUUCAUGCUCAAACUCAUCGAUCGGAGGAGCAAGCAGUGAAGGAUCCGUUUCUCUCUCGCUCUAAUUCGCUUUCUCUCUCUAGAAAGGAGGAAGGAGAGGAAUAUCGCCGGGAAAUCGAUGAAUUCCGGCGGGAGGUUGUGAGUCGGCCGGCGAUCGAGGUAAGGGAAGUGAGCGAAGAGAGAGAAAGAGGUGGUCUGUUGUGAGCGACGAUCGAGAAAUUAAUGAUAGGAGAGAGAUAUAUUUUAUUAUAGAGAGAGAAUACAUGUGGUUAACGUGCAAUGUAGGGAAAAAAGUUGAGAGAAGGCAUCAUCAAGGAGGCUUAAUUUAGAGGUUCUUGCACGGCACAGAUUCCUAGAUUCCUUCUUCAAUUUUUCGCUUGCCUUAUGCCGUAAUUCAUUCGAUUUCUCUCGCUCUAGCAACCUCGAUCCCUCCCUAGUUUUGUUAAAUUCUUCAAUUUUUCUCUCUAUAUGUAUGUGUGUAUAUAUAUGUUUCAAAUUGACCUUCAUAGUUAAUAAAUUGUGAUUCUGAUUGUGAGUCGUUCGGAGGAGAUGGCUUUCAUGAUUUAAAAGUGUCAGAAGCUAGAGGAGGAACUGUUUUGAGUAUUUGUGUGCUUUUUUAAGUUGUGGGAUCACCAUGCCAUCUGAAAUCAUGGACCCACAGGGUAUGUCUCCCUCAUCAUUUUUCUCCGAAGAAAUAUGUUUCCAUAAUGAGGCAUGAAAAUGGAUGCCAAAUUACGAAGAGAAGUCGGCAAUUCAGUUGCUUCAUCACCCAUGGAGAAACGAAUAACAGUGGAUUCUCAGAUGGUUAAGUGCCUUGAACCUCCUGAUUCUUACCUAAUCCGAGACCAAAAGGUUAAUUUUAGCUUAAAGAAGCACGCUGUGGGAGCAGAGAGAGCAGCCAUUCAAUCCUUGCAGAUACCUCUUGAUUGUGAUCGUGGAGCAAGAUCUAGUAUGAAUAGGGAGCAAACAUCUUAUUUUGUUGGAGAGGACAAACAUAAUGUUAUGGGUGUUCAGCACAAGAACGGUCUCUUCUCAAGCUCGUUGUCAGAAUUAUUUAGCAGAAAAUUGAGAUUAUCAUUAAACGAUACUCUAUAUGGUCAUUCUGUUGGCAAUGCUGCUUCUCACUAUGAGGAAGAUGAACCUUUUGAAUCCCUCGAGGAAAUUGAGGCUCAAACUAUUGGAAAUCUUCUUCCAAAUGACGAUGAAUUACUUUCUGGAGUGACUGAUGGGCUUGAUUAUAUUGGCCAACCGAAUAGUGGAGAAGACAUAGAAGAUCUGGACCUUUUUAGUAGUGUUGGAGGGAUGGACUUAGGAGAAGAUGGGUUUUCACCAGGACAAAGAGAUUCUGAAUCUUUAGGUGGAAAUUCUAACAGUCAGCUUGGAAGAUCUAGUAAUGCAAUUGCUCGAGAACACCCUUAUGGGGAACACCCAUCUCGAACGCUGUUUGUGAGGAAUAUUAAUAGCAAUGUUGAAGAUUCUGAGUUACGAACCAUUUUUGAGCAAUAUGGAGAUAUCCGCUCGCUUUAUACAGCUUGCAAGCAUCGGGGCUUUGUCAUGAUAUCCUAUUAUGAUAUUAGAGCAGCCCGAAAUGCAAUAAGAGCACUUCAAAACAAACCAUUGAGACGUAGGAAGCUUGACAUACAUUUCUCAAUUCCGAAGGACAAUCCAUCAGAGAAAGAUAUCAACCAAGGCAAUCUUGUGAUUUUAAAGCUUGAUUCUUCUGUUUCACGUGAUGAACUCUGUCAAAUUUUUGGGGUCUAUGGAGAGAUUAAGGAGAUCCGUGAGACUUCACCUGGAAGUCGUCGUCAAUUUAUAGAGUUCUAUGAUGUUAGAGCUGCAGAAGCUGCUUUUCGUGCAUUGAACAGGAGUGAUAUUGCGGGGAAGAGAAUUAGGCUUGAACCAAGCCGUCCUGGUGGUGCUAGACAGUGUUUGAUGCCACCCUUUCCUCUAGAGAUGGGGCAAGAUGAAAUCCGUCCAUACCUACAACAGAAUAGCCCUCCUAAUAACUCAACAACAAUGUUUUCUGGAAUAAUUACUGCCAGACCAGUUUCACAGGUAGGAAUUACAUCUUCUAGCAUGGAUAAUGGAACUAUUUUGGGUCUACACUCUGCAACUCGAUCUCCUAUUAGUCCAUUUUUGGAAAAUGCCUUCAACCAUGGGAUUUCAUCUAGCGUUCCUAAGAGCUUACCCUCUCUGGUGCGAGUUGAAUCAAUUGGCAAUCCCUCUGACCCCACUGAGUCUGGCCACUCACCAGGCCAACUGAACAUUGAUUUCCAGGGCACACCAAAUUUUCAUCCUCAUUCGCUUCCAGAGUAUCAUGAUGGUUUAGCGAAUGGUGCUCCCUGCAAUUCUCCAGGCAUGGCUGCAAAUAUCAGUGCCAGACCAUUAGAAAGAAUUGAGAACCUGCAGUUCUGUAGAGUUAGCUCAAAUGGGCACUCAAUCAAACUAAGUGAAGGUGUUUUUGGUCAAUCUGGAAAUGGAAGUGGUCUCUCUCCUGGACAUCAUUAUGCGUGGACUAACCCACAUCACCCUCAGCCACAAGGCAUGAUGUGGCAGAACUCACCAUCAUUUGUCAAUGGGGUUUGUGCUGCUCCCAGAUCAUCAUCUCAUAUGCUGAACACAAUUUCACCCAUAAAUAAUCACCAUGUGGGAUCAGCACCAUCUGUUAAUUCUUCUCUCUGGGACAGACAGCUUGCCUAUGCUGGCGUAUCCCCUGAUGCUUCUGGUUUUCACCCAGGUUCUCUUGGAAAUAUGAGAAUUUCUGGUAACUCACCACAUUCUAUGGAAUUUGUUUCUCAUAACAUAUUUCCCCCCAUUGGUGGAAGCUGUAUGGACCUGCCGAUUCCCUCCCAAAACGUUGGGCUGCACUCCCAUCAUCAGAGGUGCCCAUUGUUUCCUGGUAGAGGCCAAAUAAUUCCUAUGAUGGGUUCAUUUGAUUCUUCUAAUGAGUGGGCUAGAAGUCGUAGACAUGAAGGCAGUUCCAAUCAGGGUGACAACAGGAAACAGUUUGAACUUGACAUUGACCGCAUAAUGCGAGGGGACGACAAACGGACAACACUUAUGAUAAAGAACAUUCCUAACAAGUAUACUUCAAAGAUGCUUUUAGCUACAAUUGAUGAACACCAUCGAGGAACUUAUGAUUUCAUCUACUUGCCCAUCGAUUUCAAGAACAAAUGCAAUGUGGGUUAUGCCUUCAUCAACAUGACCGAUCCUUCCCUGAUUGUCCCAUUCUAUCAGGCUUUUAAUGGAAAGAAAUGGGAAAAGUUUAAUAGCGAAAAGGUGGCAUCAAUAGCAUAUGCUCGCAUACAGGGAAAAACUGCUCUGAUUUCCCAUUUCCAAAAUUCAAGCUUGAUGAACGAGGAUAAACGAUGUCGACCUAUUCUCUUCCACACUGAGGGUCCCAAUGCAGGUGAUCAGGUUCCAUUCCCAAUGGGUGUUAACAUUCGAUCUCGAUCCAGCAAGAACAGAAGCAGUACCAGUGCGGAAAACCAUCAAGAAAGCUCAACAAAUCUUGCAAAUGGGGAGGGAUCUUCCAGUGGUGACUCAUCUUCAGGCUCUGGAAAGGAUUCAGACUGAGCAAGACACAUCUUUUUUGGUCGGAACUAACCUUGUAGGAUCAAAACCAAAAAGUAUAUAUAUAUAUAUAUAUAUAUAAUUAAAUUAAAAUCACCCAAAUUUUAGUAAAUUAUAUUGAAGGGGUUGACGGAUAAACCGGUGGGGAGUAAGAACUUGCUACUUUUAGCGGCUUUUGGAAAGCCUCCUAAAAUCCAGAGAUUCAUGCUUGACCAAGUUAGUGCAUUACCCAUUUUCAUGGAUGGGGUAUCGGAAUACUAAGGCGGUUAGAAAAAGGAGCAACAUGUGGAGCUUCAAAAUUUUGGAUGAUUUAUAAAUAUAUGUAUGUAUGUAUGUAUUUAUGUAUGUAUAGGAGUUUCGGACACUUGGAGGAGGCUUCUAUACUCUUACCUUUGUCUUGUUUUCAUUUCUUACUUUCCGGUACAUUUUGUUUUCUGCAAAGAGAUGGUCUCGUGAAACUCAAAACUGUUCAGGAAUUUUUUGUAGUUUUGAACUGCUGAUUUGUUUUCUACUUCCAGAUCCUCUGCUAAUCCACCGUUUUUUUUGUACUCAAACAUUCGUAUAUAUGGAGUAUGUUUUGAUCAUUUAAUUUA